AUUGACUUGUUCCUACAUGUAUAACAACUGAAAAUGGUGAGAGACGUCAGUCAUCUUUAUGAAUCUGGGUUGCAUACAUAACCGAUGUUCUCUUGUUGUACAGGUUGAAGAUUAUUAUCCGGCUCUAGAAAAUCUCCUUCAUAUAACUGCUGGACCACUUGUGAUAUUUUCAAGUUCAUCUGGAUUAGGUCGAAUCACGAAUUGGUCAACACAGGCUUUAGCUGGACUCCUAAAAGCAACAUUCACCUAUCAUCCAGAUUUCUGCAUAAAUUAUGAUCCAAAUGCAUGGACAGAAAAAAUUCUACUAUUCUGUCAUGUUAUACAUGUUUUCCACAGACUCUUACCUAAACUCUUUCUUACUGAAUCGAGUAGUUUUGGAUCACAUGAACAUUUGGCACGACUUCACAGACACAUUGAAGAUGAUACCUUUGACCUGGAAAUGCUAUCGGCAUUUCUGAAUCUUUUUAUUGUGACAGUGAAACUACCGUCUGUGAAGUUAUUAUUAUCAUCAAAUGAUGAAACCAGAAAAGUGGAAAGAAAGAAAUUUCUGUCAGUUAUACAGUAUGCUCUGUCAAAUUUAUGUUUGGCUACUGGACGGGCUUGGCUGUGUACAGCGUGUGCGGAUAGUUUGGUGACUUUAGAUGUUUUUGGCUUUCUCGACUAUCAAGAAGUCGGCAACUUGUUCAUUGGAAGAAAAUGCACAGACCAUGAUUUUUCCCAUGAUCUACUUCACUUUAUUUGUGACCUACUAAAAUCGUUAUUCAACCUAGUCCAAAUCCCGUAUUUGAAAGCUUAUUUUGUAAACAUAAGUUUCAAACUGAUGCAAUGUUUACUUUAUUUAUCAAAAUGCUUAGUUUAUUGUUCCAGUUUGGUAUACCCAUCAAUGACAUCAGAAUGUGUGUUAUAUGCAAUACGCAUUGUCGGUUGUCUUUGUUUUAAUGAGAUUGAGACGGGGUCGACCAGUCGUUCAACGGGUCUAACACAUCCUAACAAAAUAUCUUUAUUUAACAACUUUUUAUCAAUAAUAAAUUGGUACCAUCAACGUAGAUGUUCAUGGUCUAUGUGUGGCAUAGAGUUAUGCUGGUCUUUAACGAACUUUGUAAAGUGUUUCAAUGUGCCAAUGUUUUAUCAUCAAUUAGAAAAUGAUGAGGCUUUGAGCUGUUUUAUCGACUCAUUUUUAUUCAGAUUAUUCACAUUGGAGGGAGGUAGUAGAGAAGUGAUGUAUUUGUUGUAUGUGUCCAUAAAAAUGACGCAAUUCAGUAGUGUUACUGAUAAUAACAAUUAUUUUUGGUGGAUAAGAAUAUUAAACCAGUUAGACUGUCGAUUGAAACCACAGUUGAUUUAUUGGAAAUAUUUGAAACAAAAUUUACCAAGAUGUUAUAUUGAAACAUUUACAUAUUUGUUAAAAUUUUUGUCGAUUAUAUUAGUGUAUGACAAUAGAGUUUUGUGGAAGUAUAUCAAAGAGAACUGUUGUACCCUUUUAAAGCUGUUUUCUUUGUGCGAUAACACUUUGAGAAUACUACCUUCCUUAACUCCAUCAUCAUUGUCAGUGGAAGAAACAAUACGGGUAAUAUGUUCAUCGAAUUCCAGUGAAGACAUAAUUUCAUAUAUAUUAUCAGUUGUCGAAUAUGUUUCAUGAGUAAAAUGUAUGCUAUCUCUCCUUUUCUACUUGUAAUAAUCAAUCUUUUUGUUAAAAUUUGUACACACUUUUGUUAACAUGUAUUGACUAGAUUCUGAACAAAUAAAAAACUUAAAAUUAUCA
Messenger RNA from Heterobilharzia americana, 1762 nucleotides. Lineage: Eukaryota; Metazoa; Platyhelminthes; Trematoda; Strigeidida; Schistosomatidae. The record is from the annotation of a GenBank genome assembly.